UUAACAUAUUAACUCACAUACAUAGGUCUACUCCUGGGACAUAAAAUAAAACACGGUAGGCCUACCCUUAUAAUUUACAACCACAACACGCUGUUUCUUUAAAUACGCUAUAACCCCGCCCCCUGUCAUACUGGACCAAUCCGCGGCACUGGCACAGAUACGUCUUUGAAUUAUGGUCCAAUAUUAACUCGCCUCUCAAGAACAGCAGGACAUUAGCGGACUACUGCAUUUUUUUUUAUUAACUAUCUCAAUAGUCAUCAAGCCUUUUAAGAAACGGGUGAUGCGACGCACCACGUCUGACCACCGAAGACGACCCGGGAUGUACAGACGGAUGCGUGGGACUCUUGGGCAAGGUUCACGUUGAACCCGCGAAUCCACGACGGCUCGUGCGUAUGAGGCCUCAUGGAGUUAGGGACUCAACGACUGUUGUGCACCAGGGAUCUUGGUCCACACCUGGUCCACAGAAGCAAACCUUGACACCGGGUGGGAACCAUCAACACUCUGCCUUGUUCCAUCCCCCUCCCGCCCCCAUCCACAUUCUCCCUCCUGCGAAGCUAAGUUGUCCAGGCUGCCCCAACGCAGCCCAUCUGUGGACCUGAAAAUGCUGGGGAAGCUGAAGCAGAACAUGCUGGUGGCCUGCCUGGUCAUCAGCUCCAUCACGGUGUUCUACCUAGGCCGCCACGCCAUGGAGUGCCACCACCGCUUCGAGGAGCACAGCCAGCCGGGCGGCGUCCUCCCGCUGUCUGCGCUGGGGGGCAGCAUGCGGACCACCCUGAGGACAGGCCAGAACCUGAGCACCCCUUUCAUCUACAAUAAGGACAUGCCGCUGGUGUUCAUCGGCGGGGUUCCCCGCAGCGGCACCACGCUCAUGCGAGCCAUGCUGGACGCCCACCCGGAGGUGCGCUGCGGCGAGGAGACCCGCGUCAUUCCCCGCAUCCUGGCCAUGAAGCAGAUGUGGAGCCGCUCAGGCCGGGAGAAGAUGCGCCUGGACGAGGCGGGCGUCACGGACGAAGUGCUGGACGCCGCCAUGCAGGCCUUCCUCCUGGAGAUCAUCGUCAAACACGGCGAGCCAGCCAACUUCCUCUGCAACAAGGAUCCGUUCGCCCUGAAGUCGCUCUCCUACCUGGCCAAGAUCUUCCCCCAGGCGAAGUUUGUGCUGAUGAUUCGCGACGGACGCGCCUCGGUCCACUCCAUGAUCUCGCGGAAGGUGACCAUCGCGGGGUUUGACCUGGGCAGCUACCGGGACUGCCUGACCAAGUGGAACCGGGCCAUAGAGACCAUGUACACUCAGUGCCUGGACGCAUCUGACAAGUGUCUGCCAGUGCAUUAUGAACAGCUAGUCCUGCAUCCUGAGAAAUGGAUGAGGACACUGCUGAAAUUCCUUGACAUUCCCUGGAAUGACGCUGUGCUCCACCACGAGGAGCUCAUCGGGAAAGUCGGAGGGGUGUCUCUCUCCAAGGUGGAGAGGUCCACAGACCAGGUGAUCAAGCCGGUCAACGUGGAGGCCCUCUCCAAGUGGGUGGGAAAGAUGCCCACGGACGUGCUGCGGGACAUGCCGGCCAUUGCCCCCAUGCUAGCCCGACUGGGCUACGACCCCCAUGCCAACCCCCCCAACUAUGGACGACCCGACCAAAAGGUCCUGGACAACACACGAAGGGUCUUUAAAGGAGAAUUUCAGCUCCCAGAUUUUCUAAAAGAACAGUCACAGCUUCAGAAAUCUCCAGAGAAGCCCAGUCCCACCUAGAGAGACGAGGCGUAUUGCGUCACCACAGAGUCGUCUUGGAGAUCUGCAGCCUGUUACCCCCUGAUACACUCAUCGGUGAGUUACGAACCCCUCGCCUUAACACACAGGCCCCUUUUUUAGCUGUCAGCUUUCCCUGUUAUUUAGAAUUUCUACUUUUUUUCCCCUAAAUCCUUGUAUGUGUCAAGUAGUCAAUCAAUAAAACCAAUGUUGGAACAUAGAAAGGUUUUGUGUUAUUUGGUAAAAUCUGAAAUCAUUGAUAGAGGUUUUUUUUUCUUCUCUUUUUUCAAAACACGCUGCUUGUAGGAGGGGACAUAAGCAAGGACGGACAUGCCAUGAAAACACCGCCUUGUUCACCGCCUUCCAUGGGCCUCUCCCGGCCCCCCUCUCUCCUCUAUCUGUCGCUACCGUAAAGCCGGACGAGGACUGUGCUCAUCUGGGGUCCUGCUGCUGGCCCUCACCAUACUGUCUGCGCAGAACUCUUUGCCUUGGGUGUUGUAGUGUAAAGGAAAUGUUUAUCACAACAGUGACCACAGAAUGUUUUAUUUCAGCCCCACGUCAUGCUCAUCGGAAUUACUUUUAGACAUUAUUAAUGUGCUUUAUAACAAACCUAUGAUUCUGUUAUGAGGAACUGCAGUGAAGUAAACACUGCAGGAUGUAUUUAUGGAGAAAUGUUAGCUUUUUAAAGAGGCAUUAUCUAUUUUAAUGUUUAAUUUUUUCAUGCUUUUGUAUCGUGCAAUUUAAUUGGUACAGUUUAAUUAUUGACUGUGAUAAACGAAUGGUUUCAAA
This is a messenger RNA of Gadus macrocephalus (Pacific cod), 2530 nucleotides long. It is a transcript of the gene tpst1, whose product is annotated as tyrosylprotein sulfotransferase 1. The transcript has 6 exons. The record is from RefSeq and is a predicted model, not a curated record. Gene Ontology annotation, biological process: peptidyl-tyrosine sulfation. Gene Ontology annotation, cellular component: Golgi apparatus. Lineage: Eukaryota; Metazoa; Chordata; Actinopteri; Gadiformes; Gadidae. Bases 602 to 1744 code for a protein of 380 amino acids. Gene Ontology annotation, molecular function: protein-tyrosine sulfotransferase activity.